GCUCGAGCCAUUAGUCGAAAACUAUAAACGCUCGACGCGAAAUCGUCUCCGGGUCUCUCUCCGUCUUCGACUUCGACUUCGACUACGAUUUCGACUCGGCAACGCAAACUAUUUUUUUGUACGUUUUUUUUUUCUGUUUUGUUAUUAAACGAUAGAUUUGCGUUACAAAUGCCAAUUUAUAAAAAAGAAACCAAGAAAACUUUAAAACAACUAAAAACAAUUUAAAACAUUUUUUUUAAACUGCAACCGACACUAAAAUAAAAAGCGCAAAGAAAAUUCCAAAAUCAAUACCAAACAAAAAAAAAAAAAAUUUAAUUUUUUAUUUGGUAACGCGCAGUCGCAAGUAAAAGCAAAAGUGACAACAAAUGGCUCAGCAGCAGCAACAGUGCGGCGAAUAAACUACGAAAAUUAAACUCGUGUCCUACACUCGUCCUGCGAGCGGAGUCACAAGCUCCACACAACCAACAACAGCAACAACAACUGAUUAAAGGAAAAGAAAAGAAGAGCUACAAAAGUCCACAAGAAAUACUCAAGAUGCUGACCGACUCGUAUCUGAUCAAGUUUGUGCUGCGACAAAUGCAGGUGGAACAGCAGGAUGCACAGCAUCUGCUGAUGGUCUUCCUCAGCUUCCUCACGCUCAUCAGCCUGCUGCAGUGGCUGCUACGCAAUUAUCGCGAGCUACGCAAGCUGCCGCCCGGUCCAUGGGGCUUCCCCGUCAUCGGCUAUCUGCUGUUCAUGGGCAACGAGAAGCACACACGCUUCAUGGAGCUGGCCAAGCGAUAUGGAUCGCUCUUCUCGACGCGCCUUGGCAGCCAGCUGACAGUUGUGAUGAGUGACUACAAAAUGAUUCGUGAGUGCUUUCGGCGCGAGGAGUUCACAGGACGACCGGAUACGCCGUUCAUGCAGACCCUCAACGGUUACGGCAUCAUCAAUAGCACCGGCAAACUGUGGAAGGAUCAGCGACGCUUUCUGCACGACAAACUGAGACAGUUCGGCAUGACCUACAUGGGCAAUGGCAAGCAGCAAAUGCAGAAGCGCAUUAUGACUGAGGUGCAUGAGUUCAUUGGCCAUUUGCAUGCCAGCGAUGGACAACCGAUUGAUCUGUCGCCGGUCAUCUCGCUGGCCGUCAGCAAUGUGAUCUGCAGCCUGAUGAUGUCCACACGCUUCAGCCUCGACGAUCCCAAGUUCCGUCGCUUCAAUUUCCUCAUCGAGGAGGGCAUGCGACUCUUUGGCGAAAUUCACACCGUCGAUUAUAUACCGACGUUGCAGUGCUUCCCCAGCAUCUCGACGGCGAAGAACAAGAUCGCCGAGAAUCGCGCUGAAAUGCAGAAGUUCUAUCGCGAUGUUAUCGAUGAUCACAAGCGCACUUUUGAUCCCAGCAAUGUGCGCGAUCUGGUCGAUUAUUAUCUGUGUGAGAUCGAGAAGGCCAAGGCCGAAGGCACCGAUGCCGAACUCUUCGAUGGCAAGGAUCAUGAGGAACAACUGGUGCAGGUGAUCAUCGAUCUGUUCUCCGCAGGCAUGGAAACGAUCAAGACUACACUGCAGUGGAUCAAUGUGUUUAUGCUGCGCAAUCCCAAGGAGAUGCGUCGCGUCCAGGACGAGCUCGAUCAGGUGGUGGGACGUCAUCGUCUGCCAACGAUCGAGGAUCUGCAGUAUCUGCCAAUCACCGAGUCCACCAUACUCGAGUCAAUGCGCCGCUCCAGCAUUGUGCCAUUGGCCACCACGCACUCGCCCACAAGAGAUGUCGAACUCAAUGGCUAUACCAUACCGGCCGGCUCGCACGUCAUUCCGCUGAUCAACAGCGUGCACAUGGAUCCCAACCUGUGGGAUAAGCCCGAAGAGUUUCGUCCCGCCCGCUUCAUUGACACCGAGGGCAAGGUGCGCAAACCCGAAUACUUUAUACCUUUCGGUGUCGGCAGACGCAUGUGCCUCGGCGAUGUGCUGGCUCGCAUGGAGCUCUUCCUGUUCUUCAGCUCGUUCAUGCACUGCUUCGACAUUGCCCUGCCCGAGGGUCAGCCGCUGCCCAGUCUGAAGGGCAAUGUGGGUGCCACAAUCACGCCGGAGUCCUUCAGGGUUUGUCUCAAGCGUCGUCCGCUGGCGCCGACUGCAUCGGAGCCGCAUCAGGUGCGCAAUGUGGGCGCCAACUGAAUCUCUCUCUUUCUGUCUCUGUGCAGCCAGAGAUUCAGCCAGAGCACGGUUCUGUUCCUAGACAACACACAACAAACAAACACACACACACACAACAAACACAACACAAAAGUGAGAAUGCGUUUUUUUUUCCAUUAGUCUUAAAAUACAUAAUCUUAAGCUUUAGUUUCUAAGCUUAGGUUUAAGCAGCAGUGACAAAAAGAUACAAAUGUAUCUGAGCGUGCAGUACGAAUUCUAUUCUUUCAACCCCAAGAAGCUGUGUUCAGUUAAUUAUUAAUUUAGCCGCUAAGCUAGCCAUUUAAUUAGCCAAGUUAGCAAUUGAUUUGUCCUCGUCUCUCUCUCUCUC
Messenger RNA from Drosophila nasuta, 2494 nucleotides. RefSeq names its product Cytochrome P450 18a1 (gene Cyp18a1). Bases 535 to 2148 code for a protein of 537 amino acids. Lineage: Eukaryota; Metazoa; Arthropoda; Insecta; Diptera; Drosophilidae. Gene Ontology annotation, biological process: xenobiotic metabolic process. Gene Ontology annotation, molecular function: oxidoreductase activity, acting on paired donors, with incorporation or reduction of molecular oxygen, reduced flavin or flavoprotein as one donor, and incorporation of one atom of oxygen; iron ion binding; steroid hydroxylase activity. The transcript is spliced from 5 exons. The record is from RefSeq and is a predicted model, not a curated record. Gene Ontology annotation, cellular component: intracellular membrane-bounded organelle; cytoplasm.